AGUUAGGGAGAAUUUUUUAUUUGACAAUCAUUGACGAUAGGGGGCAGCAAUGCACGUCAAUGAACUGUAAAGUGUAAACGGUCUGUCUCUCACUACGAGUAUCUGUAUCCACGGGACUCCCUGUUCUUAUUCAACGGCUUUUUGCAGUUUUCAGUGAAGAGUGAAGUUUAAGGUAAAAAAAGCAUACAUAUUGAGGUACAAAAUGAGUUUAAACUAUACCAGCAUAUGGAAAAACGCUAUAAUACCGAAAGGUAUGACGAGAGGACGCUUGCUUUACGAGGAACUCAGUCGAACGUUGGACGACGGAGAGGAUUUUACUGAUUUUGCCACAUCAACCUUGAAGAAAAUUUUGAGCCAUUUCACUAACUUGGAUAAAAAUGAAAUUUUAAUGUACGCAGUUAAAUACGAACGAAUGGUUAUAGUUGAUUGCUUUGCCAAAGCUGAAACCAAAAUUAGUAAUCUUCCCCAGUUUACCAAAACGGCUAUUCAUGAAAUUGACCGUAAAGAUAAUUAUUACUUGUUAUGUAAUAUUUACGAUGACGUCAAUUACAUCGAUGAAAAUGGUUAUUCACAUUUUCACGCGGCUUGCAAGUUUGGGAACGAUGGAGCUGUGCAGAGGUUCAUCGAUCAAGGCACUCAUAUAAAUAUUACCUGUUCGAUAAGUAAUGUUUUUGAUCAUACACCUCUGGAUCUGGCAGUUUUUUAUGAACAUGUACAAGUAGUUCGAUUACUACUGGAAGCAGGUGCUCGUGUAGAUGAUUGCGAUAUGUUUGGAAUGACACCCUUAAACCGUACCUGCCUGAACAUAGGGGCCAAUGUAUUUUGUGAUUUGGAAAUUAUUCGAACUCUUGUAGAUUUCAAAUCUGAUAUUAAUCUGAAAGAUAAUAUAGGUAACAGUUCAAUAGUCAAUUUAUUUUCUGGUGAUAUCAUAAGUCCUUACCAUAAGGAAGUAUUGCAAAUACUUCUAAAAAAUGAUGUACAUGUUGCGGAUGUUGACAAAGUUGCUCAGAGAAUAUUGUCCCUAGCUGAUCCUAACGAAUUUUAUAAGAUGCAACAUUAUUUUAAAUUCUGCGAACGAAAUCGGAAUACAACUAUUAUCGAGAUGAUACAAAUACUACUUGAACGAGGUGUCGAUAUAAACGCCAAAGGACCAAAUAAUGAUUCACUAUUAGAUCUCGCUAUAUUUCACAAUAAUUACGAUUUGGUCAAAUUUUUUUUGGAACGUGGCGCUAAUAUGGAUGGCGUAAAAAUUGAAGCUCAGCUACUAUAUAGUUUAAGUCGGAUUCCUAAAAAUUUGGAAAUGAUACGAAAUGUUUUGAAUAUAAUUGAUCUCUUGGAAGAGAACAGAAGAGGAUUUCAAAUGAACAACAAUUUACAUCUGACCUUAGGUGUGAUCAAAUUUUUCAUUCAGCCCAAUCCAAGUGCAGAUUUUAUUUUUGAUACUGAUGAUGAUAGCGAUGAUUCUGAUGAUGGGAUCAGCACAACUGAAUUAGGUCCUCUCACAGCAGGAUUUGUACAAUUUCUUAAUAACCCGGGUUUUGAUCGUAAUUUUGGAACUUGGAUAGCUAUUAUAGAAGAAGGGAAAAUGUUCAUGGAUAUGAAAAAACUUGAUCAUCUUCAAAAGUGGAAACAAAAUGCUUUACUGUCUAAGACUAAAAUUAAUAAGCGCACAAAGAUUUCUAAAUAUAUUAAUAAAGCUAAAAGUACAAAGAUGAGCAAUGGGCAUUCUCUUUUAGAGCUUUGUACUUCUAGUCCUAAACAAACUUAUUCACUGCUACGGAAUUCGGAAUAUGAAUCUAUAGUGAAUUCUGAAGAUUUUAUGGAAAAAUUUGGUCCCGUAGGAGGAGUUGUUAGAGCAUACAUUACUGAAAGUAUUGUCAAAAGAUAUUUGGCACGUAAGGGUCAGGAGUUCUUGCGUUUAUUGAUUCAAUUUAAUUUACCAGAUCUUUGUUGUGAGAAUAUUAUUAAAUAUUUAGACGACGAUGAACUAUUUUUGAUGUGUCAAUCAGUUGUAUUUUAAAAGUAUGAGUUGUAUCAGGUAUAUUUAAUUUAAAAAGCAAUUUCACUGUGUUAAUGUUAUGAACAAUUUACCAAUAUUGAGAUUG
Trichogramma pretiosum is the source of this 2105-nucleotide messenger RNA. RefSeq lists its product as uncharacterized. Gene Ontology annotation, molecular function: protein binding. The transcript is spliced from 2 exons. Lineage: Eukaryota; Metazoa; Arthropoda; Insecta; Hymenoptera; Trichogrammatidae. The coding region runs from base 203 to 2020 and encodes 605 amino acids. The record is from RefSeq and is a predicted model, not a curated record.